GAAAGAAAGAAAAGGUCUUUUUCAUCCAUCUCUGAUUCUCUGAAAAAAAAAAAAAAAACAUGAGAACGCAAGAAAAACAAGUAAAUUCCAAUUCCUAUGCGCGCCCCGACUCUUUGACUCAGUGUGCCUUCUCCUGCUUAAAAGAAGUUAGAAAAUCCCAUACACGUCUGGCAUACGUAUAUUAAGACCAAAUCUAACUCCCUCCCUUUAAUUGUUAAUGUUUUUGUUUUCAAAGACUCCAACUUUUUUCUCUCCUCCAAAAGAAGUAGAGACCACACCAAUCACCCACCCAACCCUCCUUCUUCCCCAUUCAUAAUCCAAUUCAAAAUCAAACCCAUCAAAACUCUCUGUCUAAUCACACGCAGACGCAUAGCUUUUCUUGUUUGAUUUCUUCUAUUUGUACCAUAAAGCAAAAGAGCACAUCACUAUCUGCAAAAACUCUCUCUCUCUCUGUGUAUGUGUGCGUGAAAUUCAGUACCUUUUUCGAUGUCACACUACACCAUCAUGGCUUCCUUCAAAGUCAAGCAAGAAUAACAGAAAACAAAGGCCCUUCAGAGCAGGACCAUCACUAACCCACAAAGCCUUUUCCUUCCCCCAACACGCGCAAACCCAAAAUGGCUCAGAUUCUCAGAGACAGAGUAUUUGGAAAUUCAAAGAGACACAGCCAACGCCAUAAUCCAAUCCAAACCACCAUGCCCGUAUACCCAGUAGAAGACCUCCCCAACCCAUUUGGUGAACUGGGUCCGAACCUCUCCGACAAGGAGCUUCGAGAAACCGUCUACGAGAUCUUAGUCGGAGCCUGCCGGAGCUCUGGAGCAAAACCCCUUACUUACAUCCCGCAGUCCGAAAAGACCGACAGGUCCGACCGGACUACUCUGUCUUCGUUGCCAUCAUCCCUUCAGAGGUCGACGUCAUCGGCGGCCAGCCGGGUCAAGAAGGCUCUGGGUUUGAAGCAAACGGCGUCGUCUAGGAGGAGACUCGGUGAUGGUGAUUCAGCGAGUCAGGGGAAGAUUAAGCGGUCUGGGACGGUUUGGGAGCUUAUGAGGGUUCAGAUGAGGGUUUCGGAGCAGACUGAUACCAGGGUCAGGAGAGCCCUUUUAAGGGUUGCUGCUGGUCAGCUUGGAAAGCGUAUAGAGUGCAUGGUUUUGCCUCUCGAGCUACUACAGCAGUUCAAGUCUUCAGAUUUUCCCAGUCAUCAAGAAUAUGAAGCCUGGCAGAGGAGAAAUUUGAAGGUUCUUGAAGCAGGGAUUCUUUUAUAUCCUUCUUUGCCUUUAGAUAAGAAAGACACUGCUCCUCAACAGCUCCAGAAGAUUAUUCGUGGGGCCUUAGAGAAACCCAUAGAAACUGGAAAGCACAACGAGUCAAUGCAAGUUCUCCGCAGUGUUGUUAUGUCUCUUGCUUGCAGAUCAUUUGAUGGUUCUGUUUCUGACACAUGCCACUGGGCGGAUGGAUUUCCAUUGAACCUUAGGCUCUACCAAAUGCUCCUAGAAUCAUGUUUUGACCCGAAUGAAGAAACAUCUGUUAUUGAAGAGCUUGAUGAGGUUUUAGACCUCAUAAAGAAGACCUGGCCAGUCCUCGGAAUAAACCAAAUUCUGCAUAAUCUUUGUUUCUCGUGGGUUUUAUUUCAUCGUUACGUUACAACUGGCCAAGUGGAUAAUGACCUGCUGUUUGCAUCCAGUAACCUGUUAGAGGAAGUUGAACAAGAUGCCAAUGGCACAAAAGAUCCAUCGUAUUUGAAGAUCUUAAGUUCAACAUUGAGUUCAAUUUUGGGUUGGGCUGAGAAAAGGCUUCUUGCCUACCGUGAUAUUUUCCACAGUGGCAAUAUUGAAUCAAUGCAAAACAUUCUCUCUCUGGGGUUAUUGUCAGCAAAAAUAUUGAUAGAAGAUAUUUCUCAUGAGUACCGUAGGAAGAGGAAAGGAGUUAAUGCGGCUCAUGACAGGGUUGAUGCUUACAUAAGAUCAUCAAUGCGCUCUGCUUUUGCACAGAAACUGGAAAAGGUAGGUUCCAGCAAGCAUUUGUCGAAGAGCCAAAACAAUCUUAUUCCUGGCCUUUCUGCCCUUGCACAAGAUGUUAGCGAACUGGCUUUUAGUGAGAAGGGGAUAUUUGGUCCAGUAUUGAAGAGAUGGCACCCUUUUGCAACAGGCGUUGCUGUGGCCACACUGCAUUCUUGUUAUGGAAAUGAGCUGAAACAAUUUGUGACGGGUAUCAGUGAGUUGACUCCAGAUACCAUACAAGUGCUGAGAGCUGCUGACAAAUUGGAGAAGGAUCUUGUGCAGAUUGCCGUUGAAGAUUCAGUGGAUAGUGAGGAUGGUGGGAAAUCCAUCAUAAGGGAGAUGCCUCCUUAUGAGGCUGAAGCCGUAAUUGCCAAUCUGGUAAAGGCUUGGAUAAGGACAAGAGUGGACAGGCUGAAGGAAUGGGUUGACAGAAAUCUGCAACAAGAGGUAUGGAAUCCAAGGGCAAACAAAGAGCGAUUUGCUCCUUCUGCCAUUGAAGUUUUACGCAUUAUAGAUGAAACAUUGGAAGCAUUCUUUAUGUUGCCAAUACCUAUACAUCCUGUCUUGGUUCCAGAACUGAUGACUGGCCUUGACAGAUGUCUUCAACACUAUAUCUCAAAGGCCAAGUCUGGCUGUGGGACCAGAAGUACUUUCAUUCCCACUUUACCUGCUUUGACCAGAUGUUCAGCUGGAUCAAAAUUUCAUGGUGUAUUCAAGAAGAAGGAAAGGUCACAUAUAAGUCAGAGAAGGAAAUCUCAGGUUGGAACUACAAAUGGGGACAGCUCCUUUGGAAUUCCGCAACUUUGUGUUCGCAUUAAUACUUUGCAGCUUAUUCGAAUGGAGUUGGGAGUUUUUGAGAAAAGGAUAAUGGCCCAUCUGGGGAACUCUGAAUCCACUCAAGGGGACAAUAUUGCAAAUGGAACAGGCAAAAUGUUUGAGCUUUCAUCAUCUGCUUCUGUAGAAGGGAUCCAACAACUUUGUGAAGCAACAGCAUACAGGGUCAUUUUCCAUGACCUAAGUCGUGUUCUUUGGGAUGGCUUGUAUGUUGUGGAUGUUUCGUCUUCUAGAAUUGAGCCAUUUCUUCAGGAACUUGAGCAAUAUUUGGAGAUUAUUUCAUCAACAGUGCACGACAGAGUUAGAACGCGUGUAAUAACUGAUGUGAUGAAAGCUUCUUUCGAUGGGUUCUUGUUGGUUUUGCUAGCUGGAGGCCCUUCUCGCACAUUCACACAAAAAGAUUCUGACAUAAUAGAGGAGGAUUUUAAGUUUCUGACCGAUUUAUUCUGGUCGAAUGGGGAUGGAUUGCCCGCUGAUUUGAUAGAUAAGUUAUCAACCACUAUUAAAGGCAUCCUUCCUCUGUACCGUAGUGAUACCGAUAGCCUUAUUGAACAGUUCAAACGUGUGACUCUGGAUGGCUCUCCUGCUAAAUCCCGGAUGCCAAUGCCUCCAACUUCAGGUCAGUGGAGCUCCAAUGAACCAAACACACUUCUGCGUGUCUUGUGUUGUCGAAAUGACGAGACCGCAGCAAAGUUUCUUAGGAAGACUUAUAACUUGCCUAAGAAGCUGUAACAACCUUUGGUUUGUGAAAGAUUCAUUUACUAAGGUUGGACGGCAUCAUCCAUCACAAAGCUCUGAUAUCAUGUUUUUGACUAAACAGCUGUUCAAUUUGGGGGUAGAACAUUGACAUGUAUAGUAUAUUUAUUGGUCCGCAUUCUUGUUGUUCAGAGCUUUCACCAGUCUCUGAGUAAGGAACUUCAAGGGAGCAGAGGAUUAAUAAGGCUUAAUAGUGCUCAGGAGUUGAGCAAUUAUUUAUUUAUUUAUUACUAUUCUUUCUUGGAUUUA
Prunus avium (sweet cherry) is the source of this 3833-nucleotide messenger RNA. Its product is annotated as Gls protein (DUF810). The record is from RefSeq and is a predicted model, not a curated record. Lineage: Eukaryota; Viridiplantae; Streptophyta; Magnoliopsida; Rosales; Rosaceae.